UACAUCUAUACAUAUACAAUUACGCAUAUAUAUUUCCAAUUCCCAAUUCAAUUGAAUAAAAAAAUCCCAAAAAACAAAUUAGGGUUUCUGAAUUCACUAUCAAAUCCUCUCAAUCACUCUUCAAUAUCCUCAACAUAUAAUAGAUACAAUCGAUCUAUAUCUACACACAAUCAGUUUUUUAUAAGAGAUAAUGGAUUCCAAUGCUGGUAAUACGUCUGAAGAUGGUAGGGGAGCUGAUGACAGGGAUGAAGAUGAUGAUGAUGAAUAUGAAGAGGGUCGUGAUGGCAGCCGUCUUUUAGAAUUUAUGUUUGGGAAUAUUGACGGGGCUGGUGAUCUUGAUAUUGAUUACCUUGAUGAGGAUGCAAAGGAGCAUCUUGCUGCACUAGCUGACAAGCUCGGUUCUUCGUUAACAGAUAUCGAUUUGGCAGUAAAAAAGUCACAUACAUCUGGUGAUGCUGGUGAACAAGAUUAUGAUUUGAAGGCUGAAGAUGCAGUAGAUUAUGAAGAUAUUGAUGAACAAUAUGAGGGACCAGAAGUCCAAGCCUUAACUGAGGAAGAUUAUCUAUUACCGAAAUCUGAUUAUGUUUCUGCAGAAGCAGUAACAGUAGCAUCAGUUGCAUCAUCUUCAUUGUUCGAUGAUGAUAAUUAUGAUGAAGAGGAAGAAGAAGAAGAAGAAUUACAGAAAGAAUUUGACCGGGUGGAUGAUAAAGACCAAUUUCCAACCACCACAUUACCAGGUGAAGUUGUGAAUGAUCUGCCAGUGCUUUCUCAGGGGAAAUGCUCACCAGUGAAUGGUAGUGGUGUGCUUGAGAUAGACAAUUCAGAUCCUGAUGUUGUUGAAGUUCAGAAGGACGACACUAACCUUUUAGAAGAGCUGCCUGGAGCCAAUAGUUCAACACCCCUGCCUGUCCUUUGUGUAGAAGGUGGAAAUGUGAUCUUACGAUUUUCAGAAAUUUUUGCUAUUCACGAGCCUUUAAAGAAAGCAGCAAAGAGGGAACAUUGGUUAUCUGUUCCAAAAGAAAAAUACAAGACCAUGGAUGUAUCUGAUAUCGUGGAGGAGGAUGAGGAGGAUUUUUUAAAGGGUUCCUUAGAAGGUUAUCCCUUUAUAAGACAUACACAUGUAGUUGAAGAUGAUUUAGCCUCAUUCGAUGAUGAUAAAGUAGAGCUUCCAAAUUCUGAUAUCAAUGAGGAUGAGCAAAAAGACUGUUCUCACGUUGUCCUACCAUUGAAUGAAAGUACAGACGACUAUCUUCCUCUUGAUCAGCAAGACUGGGAAAACAGAAUUAUGUAUGAUUCACCAUCUGUAAGUGAAACUUCUGAUGGAAGUGAACUUUCUGGACCCGAGUCCGAUUUGUUGAAAGGACGAUUGAAAUCUCAAACACCGGUUGAGCUAAUUACAGAUGAGGAAGACCAUGGUCUUUUUUAUCGAAACCGAUUUGUUUCUGUCGAACCAUUUGGUUCUAGAAAAUAUCCAAAAUCAUACAGUUCUUGCGAAGAAUCUGUAUAUCAUCCCCAAGUUUUGCGUUUAGAGUCUCGGUUGGGAACAGAUAAUACAGUUGAGAGUGAUACCAUUAAGCGAUUUAACAAGCUUACUUUACAAAAUAAAGACUUGCUAAAUGGGUUAUGGAUGGAAAGAAUAGUGUGGGAUCCACAUCAAUCAUCCUCAAAGGCGAAAUUACAUCUUGAUCUUCAAGAUGAACAAAUGCUUUUUGAAGUUGUAGAUGACUAUGAUGGUGAGCAUCUUGAUCUUCAUCUUCACGCUGGAGCCAUGAUUUCAACUUGCUCUGCCGAGUCAGCAAGAGGUGAUUUAUUGGAUGUACAUGGUCACGGAGGUCAACUGGGAGAGAGAUUUAAUAUUGCCAAUGAUAAGUUUUAUUCGAACAGAAAGUCCUCCCAGCAACAGCUGAAAUCACAUUCUAAAAAGCGUGCUGCGCAUGGUGUUAAAGUGUUGCAUUCGAUACCUGCACUUAAGCUACAGACGAUGAAAGCCAAGCUUAGCAAUAAAGAGAUAGCAUAUUUUCAUAGACCAAAAGCUUUGUGGUAUCCUCAUGAAAAUGCUGUGGCACUUAAGGAACAAGGAAAGCUGCUCUCAAAAGGAUCAAUGAAAAUUAUCUUGAAAAGCUUGGGAGGGAAAGGCAGCAGGCUUCAUGUGGAUGCCGAGGAGACGAUAUUAUCUGUUAAAGGCAAAGCUACUAAAAAGCUUGAUUUUAAACUAUCCGAACCCGUGAAAAUAAUAUACUCGGGAAAGGAACUUGAAGAUGAAAAAUCUCUUACCGAACAGGAUGUUAGACCAAACUCCGUGCUGCAUCUUGUUCGUACAAGAAUACAUCUGUUACCCCGCGCCCAAAAGCUUCCUAGUGAUAACAAAUCCUUGCGUCCUCCUGGGGCCUUUAAGAAGAAAUCAGAUCUCUCAGCGAGAGAUGGCCAUGUAUAUCUAAUGGAGUACUGUGAGGAAAGGCCUCUACUUCUUGGAAACACUGGAAUGGGUGCUCGCUUGUGCACUUACUACCAAAAAGUAGCCCCUGGUGAUCAAACUGGGGCCCAAUUGCGUAGUGGUCCUAACAAUUUGGGGACUGUCCUCACACUUGAUCCUGCUGAUAAGUCCCCCUUUCUAGGAGAUAUAAAGGCUGGUUCAACCCAGUCAUGUCUUGAAACAAAUAUGUAUAGAGCUCCAAUAUAUCCACAUAAGGUCUCAUCCACGGACUAUUUACUAAUUCGCUCCGCUAAAGGAAAGCUCUCCUUAAGACGCAUUGACCGGAUUUAUGUUGCUGGACAACAGGAACCUCAUAUGGAGGUAAUGUCCCCUGGGUCGAAAGGGGUUCAGAAUUAUCAUAUGAAUAGACUUCUGGUGUUUAUGUAUCGUGAGUUUCGUGCCUGUCAAAAGAAUGGCUUGGUACCUGCCAUUCGGGCGUCUGAGUUAGCAGCACAGUUUGCAAAUGGGGUUGAAGUUCCUGUAAGGAAGAAGUUGAAGAGUUUUUGUGAUCUUCAGAGGGGUUCAUGGGUUAUGAAGCAGCAUUCCCACUUUCCAUCAGAGGAGGAGCUUAGAAAGAUGGUUUCACCCGAAGAUGUGUGUCGCUUUGAAAGUAUGCUCGCUGGAAUGUAUAGGCUGAAACGUCUAGGAAUCAGCAUGACUCAACCAGCUGGUCUCUCCUCUGCAAUGAAUCAGCUACCCGCUGAAGCAAUUGCUUUAGCUGCUGCAUCGCACAUUGAGAGAGAAUUACAAAUAACUCCCUGGACCUUAAGCGGCAACUUUGUUGCAUGUACAAAUCAGGAUAAAGGAAAUAUUGAGAAGUUAGAGAUUACUGGGGUUGGUGAUCCAUCUGGUCGAGGUUUGGGAUUUAGUUAUGUUCGUACUGCUUCCAAGGCACCGGUCUCGAAUGCAACAGCCAAGAAAAAGGUACCUGUAACUCGAGGGGUCUUGCAAGUGACAGGAACAGAUGCUGAUCUUCGUAGAUUAAGCAUGAAAGCAGCACGCGAGGUUCUUAUAAAAUUCAAUGUUCCAGAGGAUCAGAUUGCAAAACUUACAAGAUGGCAUCGCAUUGCAAUGAUUCGAAAGCUUUCUAGUGAACAGGCUGCAUCUGGACAUGAGGCUGAUCCAACUACAAUCAACAAGUAUGCGCGUGGCCAAGGCGGCCAGAGAAUGUCAUUUUUGCAGCUUCAACAACAAACUAGAGAAAAAUGUCAGGAGAUUUGGGAACGACAAUUACAAAAUCUCUCUGCCAUAGAUGGUGAAGAUAAUGGAAGUGACACCGAAGCAAACAGUGAUCUGGAUUCAUUUGCAGGGGAUCUUGAGAAUUUGCUGGAUGCAGAAGAAGGUGAUGAUGGAGAUGAGGGAAAUUUCGAGUCAAAUCAUGAAAAUUUAGCUAGUGUUAAGGGGAUAAAAAUGAGACGCUUGCCUUCCCAAGCUCAGGCAGAAGUGGAAAAUGAAGAUGAAGCGGCCGAAGCAGCAGAGUUAUGCAGAAUGCUCAUGGAUGCAGAUGAUGAGGCUGAACGUAAGAAGAAAAAGGUGAAAGCGGGAGGAGAUAUGGGAUCUGUUUCUAUGCAGCAGUUAAAUCGUAACUCCAAAAACAAAGAUAGGUUAAAGACAAUCAACACAGUUGAGAAGCCAACGUGUGACACUCGACCUGAUGGAUCAUUUUCCAUCAAUGAAAUUGCCAUCAAAUCGACAAAAGAUGAUGAAUUAUUUCCUUUUAGGAAGAACUUUCCUGGAAAGAUGAAAACCAAAAAGAAGGAUGAUUUUGAACAAGUUGGUUUACUGAAUAAGAAGCUUAGAAUUUUGAAUGAUGGAAUGAAUAUCAUGAAGGUUGGAAAUACAAAGAAAAACGCAAGAGAGAGUUUUACAUGUGGAGCUUGUGGUCAGUAUGGUCACAUGAAGACCAACAAACACUGUCCCAAGUAUAGAGAAAACUCCAACAUCCAAAUUGAAAGUAUGGAUCCUGAAAAAGGGCCAAACAAAUCUAUUAAUUUAGAUUCCACUCCCAAACCACAACAGAAAAAUACUGUAAAAAAGCUCAUACAAAAGGGGACAAAGCUAGCCGUAGUAGAAAGAUCCCCAGACGAUGAGAGGAACUCAUUGAAAGCCAAAGUUCUAAAAGUGAAAUGCGGGCCUGCCAAUAGUAACAUGGCUCCCGAAAAGGCUACUCCUAGCACCUCUCAGGUUUCUGAUAGACCUGUGACUUCAGAUACUGAAGCCGUUAAUAGAUCCUCAGUUAAAGUUAAUAAAAUUAUUUUCUCCAACAAGAUGAAAACUGAUGAUGUGCAAGUUGAUUCACAUAUACCCCCCUCUCUUGUGAUUCGGCCACCCGUUGAGAGUAAUAGCAACCCGAAUCCACCUAGAAAAACAAUUGUUAUUAGACGACCCAGGGAAGUCUUUGAUCUUGACCAGGUUAGUCAAGAAAUAAGCCCAAUCGAGCCUAGAAAGACAAAAAGAAUGACCGAAUUAUCGGGUUUUCAAAUGCAUAGAGACAAUGAAAGUGAACAUUUUGUGGAAAGGGGCCGGGCUAAUAGAGCUAAAGAUGAUAACCGGUAUUGGGAAUCAUUGAGAAUGGAAAGACAGAGAGAUGAACAGGCCCGAUUGUUAUUUGAAGAGCAGCAAGCCAGAAAGUUACAAGAGCAGGAACUGGUUGCAAAUAUUAGACGCUUUGAAGAGGAUAUAAAAAGAGAGCGGGAAGAAGAAAGGCGCCAAAGAGAAAAAAAGAAGAAAAAGAAUAACAGAAAUUUUGGGAUGAUAAAUGAUUAUUAUGAGGAUACUCACCCUAGAAGAGAUGAGAGACGGGCCACUGAAAGAGAACGGUCUGCAAAGCGGAAACCUGUUUCAGAUUUAGGUGGGAGGUUCAGUGUCGACUACACCCCAGCAGUGAAACGUCGCAAAGGAGGAGAGGUUGGUUUGGCAAAUGUAUUGGAGGAGAUUAUCGAUACACUGAAGGCAAAUGAGGUGUCAUUUCUUUUCUUGAAACCCGUGACCAGAAAAGAAGCUCCAGACUACCUGAGGAUAAUAGACCGCCCAAUGGACCUGGCAACAAUGAGGGAAAAGGUUAGAAGAUUCGAGUAUAAAAACAGAGAUGCAUUCAGACACGAUAUGUGGCAAAUUACAUUCAAUGCUCAUAAAUAUAAUGAUGGGAGAAAUCCCGGGAUUCCUCCUCUUGCUGACCAGCUUUUGGAGCUUUGUGAUUUCUUGUUAUCUGAAAAGGAUAAAGAUUUGACUGAACACGAAGCUGAUAUAGAGGACUAAAGAUAUGUAUCAUUGUAAGUAGAAUUGUACAUUUGCCCUGUAAUUUAGUUAAAGGGGGGUAAGAGAGCAACUUUUCCUCUAUUUUAUGUAAGGAAAUUGUAUAUAUGUAGAGUAUAGAUAGUUAUAUGUUUUGUACACCCGUCUUGUUAUGUUCUUGCUGCAUGGGCAAUAUCAUGGAGGUUGUGGUGAUGAGCUGAUGAAGUUAUCAUUGGAAUACCUGGGUCGCCCUUUACUCAAUUCAUGUUUCACGUGUCUUUCAAAAGUUUGUAUUUAUUUUGAAAAGAAAAUAUUAAAUGGCUACAUACAAUGAUACAAUGCUAGUCAGUUGCAUCUAUUCUUCUUCAAACUGAGAAUGACUGAUUUUUAUUGUAAUAGAGACAAUACUGGUUUGGAAAGUCUCGGGUGUAUUAUUGGUGUUCAAUAAA
Erigeron canadensis is the source of this 6156-nucleotide messenger RNA. Its product is annotated as transcription initiation factor TFIID subunit 1. NCBI's taxonomy places the organism in Eukaryota, Viridiplantae, Streptophyta, Magnoliopsida, Asterales, Asteraceae. Gene Ontology annotation, molecular function: RNA polymerase II general transcription initiation factor activity; TBP-class protein binding; RNA polymerase II general transcription initiation factor binding. Gene Ontology annotation, cellular component: transcription factor TFIID complex. Gene Ontology annotation, biological process: transcription by RNA polymerase II; RNA polymerase II preinitiation complex assembly. Bases 191 to 5731 code for a protein of 1846 amino acids. The transcript has 22 exons. The record is from RefSeq and is a predicted model, not a curated record.